AUGUCAAGUUUAGAAAUUAAAUCUGUCGAUAAAGUAUGGUAUGUUACUGGUGCUUCAAAAGGAAUCGGAUUGGAAUUGGUAAAGAAACUAUUAACCUAUGGAUUUAAAGUGGUUGGUACAUCAAGAGAUAAACAACAGUUGAUUGGUGCAGUUGGUUCGCUUGGUGAUAACGAUCGUUUCUUGGCUGUACAGGUUGAUUUGGUCAAUGAAGAGAGUGUUAAGCAAUCAUUGAAUGAUUCUCUCACUAAAUUCGGUAGAAUCGAUGUUGUCGUUAAUAAUGCAGGAUUCUCUAUUUCAGGAGCAUUAGAAGAGAACUCUGACAAAGAUGUUCGUGCCAAUUUCGACACCAAUCUAUUCUCUGUGUUCAAUGUCCUCAGAAACGUUUCACCAAUCUUUAGAAAUCAACAAUCUGGAUAUGUAUUCAACAUGUCCUCAGUUGCUGGACUUAAAGGUAUCGUUGGACACAGUGCCUAUUGUGCCACUAAAUUUGCACUCGAUGGACUGUCGGAAUCCUAUGCACUUGAGGUCAAACCAUUAGGUGUUAGAGUAACCUCUGUCAACUUAGGUUCAUUUAGAACUGGUAUUUUAGGUGCAGAUGUAUAUAAACCAAUAAACAAGAUUGAAGCAUAUAAACAUGUUCAUGGUACAUUAGAUUUUAUUGUUAAUCAAUACAGUGGAAAACAAAAUGGUGAUCCAUCAAAGAUAUUGGAUAUUUUAAUUCGAGUCUAUCAAUCUGAAGGUGAUGAUACCAGUCAUCUCUUUAUUAGUCCCGAAGCAAAUGAAUUGGUUCAUUCCAAAACUGACCAGAUGAUCAAAGAUCAAAAGAGAUGGGAAGAAUACACCACAAAGACUGGAUUUGAUACACCAACAGAUUCACAAACAAUUCCUGAUUCCAUCGAUUUGAAUUACUACAAAUAA
Heterostelium album PN500 is the source of this 918-nucleotide messenger RNA. Its product is annotated as SDR family oxidoreductase. The transcript has 2 exons. NCBI's taxonomy places the organism in Eukaryota, Evosea, Eumycetozoa, Acytosteliales, Acytosteliaceae. Gene Ontology annotation, molecular function: oxidoreductase activity. The coding region runs from base 1 to 918 and encodes 305 amino acids. The record is from RefSeq and is a predicted model, not a curated record.